This is a messenger RNA of Darwinula stevensoni, 1642 nucleotides long. The record is from the annotation of a GenBank genome assembly. Lineage: Eukaryota; Metazoa; Arthropoda; Ostracoda; Podocopida; Darwinulidae.
AUGCCACAGUCAGACCUGCAUGAGCAUUGCAAAGACAAGGAGUCAUUAAUCAUGCGGGCACCAAGGUCCCAGAAAGACAUACAUAUGUUCAUAGAGGCACUCCGCUCUCAAAGACUUAUGGAGGACAAAUGUGAUGUUGUGAUCCUUGUUGGUGCAAGGAGGUUUCCUUCCCAUCGAUGCAUCCUGGAAGCUAAUUGCCCCAUGUUCAAGAACAUGUUCCAGUCUGGGAUGAAAGAGGUGAAUCAGACUGAAAUACGCCUGGAAUCUGUGGAUGAAAUGGCCUUUCGAGCCAUUUGGGAUUAUAUGUAUGGAAUUGAGCUCAUUUUUGAAGACCAACAACUCCUGCCUGUGUUGUUAGCUGCUGACUAUCUUCAGAUGGAGCAAGUUGUUGAUUGCAUAUCAACAGCUUUUGAAAAAUCUCCUACAGUAGAGAAUGCAGCCAUAGCAGCCAACUCUGACAUAAUGGCUGAACCGUCAAAUGCACAGCUCAUCCUUGAAGCAUCCAGAUACCAUAUACCUUCACAGAGGGAUUUGAUAGUCACUCAACGAACCAAGCCAAGACUUUAUCAGGACAGAAUCUGGUGUUUUGGAGAGGGUCCUUCAGAUGGUCAGAAAGUGAAUGUUCCACUCCCACCUGCUUCUCUAGGGCUCCAUGCACGGGCCACAGCAACUUCUUCAGAUGCUGCCUACAUCCUGGGUGGAUUUGGAAUUGCCUCUAACCCAAGACAUUCUCCAAUUCGAUCUUGUUCUUCCAAUGCAGCACGAUUGGAUAUUGCUGCACAAACGUGGGUCUCACUUCCAAAGAUGUCGACAACAAGAAGUCAUGCUGUUGCUACCAUCCAUAACUCUGUCUUGUAUGUUGUGGGAGGUAGUGGGAAUUCAGGAUUGGCCACAGCUAGUGUAGAACGCCUGGACAUUCGCACUAAGAAGUGGGAAGAGCUACCACGAUUGCCUUGUGGUGUGGCUGGGGCUGCUGUUGCAAUUCACAAUGAAAAGCUCUUUGUCACUGGUGGUGAGGAAUUAACAUGGGAAGAUGCUUUGCAUGCUGACACUUUCAUGUUUGAUGAAGGAGGUGCCCGAUGGAUCAAGUUACCCAGCAUGACAAGCCCAAGGAAGUAUCAUGCUCUUGUGACUUGGAGGAGUGACCUUUAUGCAGUGGGAGGAAUGAAGAAUUCCACAGUGGAAACAUGGGAUGGACAUAAUUGGGUUCAGAUUCACAAAUUCAAUGGUCUUCUCAGGAGAAAAUUUCUACAGGGUGGCCCAUUUAAAAGUGGACCCGGAAUCACACCAUCUACAACCUCCUUCUCCAAUAACCUCUGCUGCCGCUUACGAGUGCCGAGCGGAUCCACUUUUCAAUAGACCACACUGUAGAAUAACUGAUUUUCAUUGACCAAACCAGUAUCGUGUUUUCAUGUUCCUCCUACACUUGAACCUCGCUUCUGUUGCAUGGAUAUUCUGGGACAAAAACCCUUCUGUGAAACCAAGGCAAUAGAAGAAAUCUCCACUCUCCCUAAUGUCUCAAGAACCCCCCUUUAUGUGGCGUGCUUAAGCUCGGUACUAGCAAUGAAAGUUUUCUAAGUAACGUUUAAAGUUAUACGAAAUUGCAUUACUGUCUUGUUUUAUUGGCCAAAAUUGAAGCGUU